AUUCUCGUAUUUAUAAUAGGUUAAGAAAUGGUGAAGUGAUCUAGAAAUAAUGGCUUCAACUGUGGAGGUCCGGUUAGAAUUGGGACACAAAGCCAAAGUGAGGGAUGUUCCUUCACCUGAGGGCCAUACUCAUGAUUGGGAAGUUUUUGUCAAAGGCACUGGAAUUAAAAUUGAAUAUUUUGUUGAAAAAGUUGUUUUUUGGCUUCACGACUCCUAUGAACCACCAGGGAGAGUCAUAAAGCACCCUCCAUAUAAAGUUAAAGAAUCUGGUUUUGCUGGGUUCAACAUGCUCAUUGAUGUUCAUUUUCGCAAUAAAGAAGCACCUAAAAAUGUUCGAUUUCAGUAUGAUUUAUUUUUGCACACAGAGUCAAUGCCGCCUGUUAAUCAUACUCGGCUUGAGAAAUUGACUUUUACAAACCCAACUGAGGACUUUCGUAAAAAGUUACUCAGCGCUGGCGCAGUGUUGGGUACUGCUUCGCCAGAAUCCCGACAUUCUUCCAAAGAUCGCUCCUCCAGGACCACAAGUCCGUCAUCUAAAAAAGAGUUGAGCAAAUCUAGGGAUAGUUCAAAACAUCGGGAGAGCAGUAAAUCAAAUCAUCCAGAACGUAAAAGAAGCAGUUCUCAUUCAAAAAAAGAUGGUAGAAUCGCGGUGAAAGACAUGAAGAAACAUGAUGAAAAUUUUAAACUUCCUAAGAAUCUAAGUUCAUCAGAAAAGAGGCCGAAAGAAGAAGGGAGUGAGAAAUCAGAAACGUAUCAUCAUGAGAGAGGAAGACCAGAGAAACGAAGAUCAGUUGCUGGGGAAGAUGAUGGUAAUAAAAAGAAGAAAAAAAAACAUUCUGAUGACGCACCACAGAGACCAAAAUCUCUUAAUGUUUCAUCUGGUCCCACCCCUAAUACACAAAAGAAAGACAAAGAGAAAAUAAGAAGGAUUAAGGAAAAGCCUGAUUUAAUGACAGGAUUAUUUGCUCCAGGUAACAGCAUUAACAUGACACAAAUUAAGCAAUCAAAAGUAAAGCAAGAGGAUAUGAAGAUCAAAAAGGAAAAAGGUUCCUCUUCAACACCUUCAAGAAAUUCACCUCAUCCUUCCACUCAAGAAGAAGCGAAUGUUGUUCACUCUGCCAAAAUUUCACCUGGUGGUAAUUUGACAUUGAAAAUCAAAAGAGAAAAAGUACCUAGUACGGAAAAAGAUAAGAAUUCAAAAGAAUCUGUUGCCAAUCCAAUACAAAAGAGCAAACGAAGAGGAUCAGUUGAAAAAGAAAGGAAGCACCAUAAGGAUUCUUCUAGCAAAACAAAAGUCUCAGAAAAGAAACAGGAAUUCAAAAAAAUGAUAAUGUCUUCCGACUCUUCUUCUAGUGGAAGUGACAUGGACAUCAGUGAAUCAGAUACAUCUGCUGAUGAAAAGCGGUCUCAUAAAAUAAAAGUUCAUAUCCCAAAUGUGGAAGAAAAACCCAAAACUAAGAUCAAAACUGGAAGCAAUGUUACAAAAGAGUCUCUAAAACCAAAACUUGAAAAAAAGAGUAUUUCUACAAUAGUAAAACAGGAACCAAAAGUGAAAACAGAAAAUUCAUCACACACAAAUUCUCCUAGUUAUUCUAAACCUGUUGUAACGAAAGAAAAGUCACGGAAAAAUAGUGUAAGUAAAAAAGAAAGAAGUGAUAAAGUAUCAAUGAAGCAUAAGAAAUCAAGCAAAGAUCCAGAUAAAGAUCAUUCUGAAAGGGAAAGCACACCAUCAAAUAAACCUAAAAAACAUAAACGAUCGUCAAAAGAAAAGGUGUUGAUAAAACAAUCAUCAAAAGAUGAAAAGCGUUUUUCUCCAUUAGGAAAGGAUAAAAAAUUAAGUUCUACUCCCAACACUGAACGGAUUGCACCCAAAAAGAAAUCAGAGUCCCACUCUUCACCCAUCUCUAAAAACUUAGAAGCAUCGUCACCUGCAAGCGUCACUAAAAAUAAAAAGAUUUCAAGCCCCAAGCCGAGCAAUAGGCAAAGCAAGAGCCCUAAAUCUGGGAGCAUGUUAAUAACAAAAGAGAAGGAUUCUAGUUCAAAGAAAGAGUUUCAUAAAAGACCUUCAUCUGUGCCAAGUAAAAAGCCAAGUUCAAAAUUAUCUCAAAAACGUGAGGAAAAACCCAAACCAGUAUAUAAGAGCAGAUCGUAUGUUGAAACAAGUAGUGAUGAUAGUGUUGACAGCGAUGCCGAAAUUCCACCACCCAUUGCACAUAAAGAUAUACCAAAGAAGAUAACUCCAAUCAGAAAAGCAUCAAUUUCUUCUCAGUCAUCAGCGUUUUCAGGUAAUCAUUCUGUUACAUCUGAUGAUGAAAAGAAUCAUGUGGCGGAGAAAAAUACUCCAAUUUCUGCCAAUAUUGCUCGUUCAAACUCAUCAUCGAGUUCUGAUUCAUCAGACGAUGAGUUGAAUAUGAGUGGUCUUCCUCUCGAAAACACUGCACAUUUGUCGGUAAUAUCUCCGAUUCGAGAUUCUCACACUGAACAUACUAUUGAUGCAACAACAGCAUACCAAGAUAUGGAAAUGUCAGAUUCUAGCGAUGAUAGUUCGUAUCAUGAGCCUGUUGAGGAAAACAAACAUCAAAUGCAAGAAAACAUUACUGAAUAUCCUGUUUCAGAAGUAAAAGUUUCACAUGAAGACAGGGAAAAAAAAUUUCAAAACUUGGGUCUUUCAAAUAACUUCGACACAAGUUCAGAAGAUGAGUCUGAUACUCCGUUAGAAAAACCAUUUCAAAGCCAGCGAGAGUAUUCUGAGCCUUCUAUUGAAAAUGAUACCCACAGUGUUGAACAGCAAGGUAGUUCUACUGAAUUGCCCAUUGUUGUAACCAAAGUAGGAAAUGUUAGUAGCUAUCCCCGAAUGAACGAUACACUUUAUCAAGAGCUUCAAGAACUUCAAAGGAAAAUCUCUUAUGUUACAGAUGUUGAUAGACUUCGGAAAAUUGCUUCAAUUGUCGCAAAAUCAAAAAAACUUGUUAGAAAUGAAGAAUAUUUUGACUUUGAUCUUUGUUCUUUAGAUAAUACAACAAUAAACAAAAUUCAAAAACAUUUAAAAGCGGUUUAACAAUAUGACAUGUGCGUAAUACAAUAGUGCUCCAGGAGAAGUUGCGAUUGUCCUGGAGUUGUUUCAUUGCACAAGACACAUUAACUUCAUUCAUUAUAAUGGUUCCAUGCCCCUAAUAUUUUAGUUUGAGUUAACCUGAGUUAAAAUUAUCGACUUUAGUCGGACCAAAGCUGAUUAUAACUAUCAUUGUUUGAAAUGUGAAUUUGAUUCAUUUGGCAAAUUCAUCAAUUUCUCAGAUGUGCAGACCAUGCUAAAAGCUGAAUAGGGCACUGUGAAACAGACCAGACUUUAAUUCAAAAUUUCAUGGCAAAUUCAUUCACUGGAGGCAUUAUUAAAUAAUUUCAAUUUAACAUUGGUGCUAUAUAUAUAUAGGUAAUUUUACAUAAGUUUAAAGCAAAAGUUUCUUGAACUAAUGUUUAUUUUUGCCAAUGUUGACAACUCGUUUGGGUUAGACUUAUUCACAAGCAAUUAGCAAUCAAAUAUUUUGAACUUUCCAUUGAAUUUUGAAUGCCCCAUAACAGAUAAACACUGUCUGAUUUUGUGAGACUACCGGUAUCUGGAACCAGCGAUUUGUUGCCUCAAUUGCUCAGUUCCUAAUACACAAAUUAAAUGCCUGAAUGGCGUCCCAUGUUUUUCAAUCAUGUUUUUAAUGUAUAUGAUCUUCCUCUCAAAUUUUUAGGCUAAGAGCAUGCUAGUCAAUGAACUUGUAACUCUGCGCAGCAUACCACUGUUCAGAUAAGCAGCUGUUCCAAUCUAAUUAACCCUUGACUUACAAUUGUGUGACUAAUGGCAUUAUUUUAAUUAUCCAGUUUCUGUUUGUGUCUGCUUCAAAUUUUAUUUUCAAUGUUUUAUCCUUCUCAUUCAUUCAGGCCAAGCGUGGUCUUGUAAGAUGGAAAGCUCACUCCUGAAUUGUGGGACAUAUCAUGGCCUCUUUCAUGACUCAUCUGUUAACUAUGGAUGGCCUAAUAUAAUUUAGCUUCCCCUGUUCCAGCUGCUACUGUUUUUUUUCUGUUUGAUGCAGACUUGCGUGUCAAUGUUUGUGAUUCUAUGUUUUAUUGAAACAAUGAAAUAAAGAUGUUAUAUUUAUUUUUUUUCCUUUUCUGCAAUAAAUAUCAUCGAAUCACUCUGA
This is a messenger RNA of Styela clava, 4187 nucleotides long. RefSeq lists its product as uncharacterized. Gene Ontology annotation, molecular function: chromatin binding. Gene Ontology annotation, biological process: positive regulation of DNA-templated transcription. Gene Ontology annotation, cellular component: transcription elongation factor complex. The record is from RefSeq and is a predicted model, not a curated record. Lineage: Eukaryota; Metazoa; Chordata; Ascidiacea; Stolidobranchia; Styelidae.